Brassica oleracea var. oleracea is the source of this 1271-nucleotide messenger RNA. Its product is annotated as classical arabinogalactan protein 26-like. The transcript is spliced from 5 exons. The record is from RefSeq and is a predicted model, not a curated record. The coding region runs from base 639 to 1136 and encodes 165 amino acids. Lineage: Eukaryota; Viridiplantae; Streptophyta; Magnoliopsida; Brassicales; Brassicaceae.
CCUGCUGAAUGCCACCGUUAAAUUCCAAUACUCCUCCAUCUCUCCACCGCAUCGCAUCGCCCAAGUCGCUGACCUCGCACAAUGGCAGUAUGUAUUUCUUCUUCUCACUUCCUUUUGACACUAAUACUAAAUAUGGUCUAAUGCCAUUUCGUUGCUGCCAAGAUUCACGCACGAUGCAUCAUUUCGUAACGCCGUCGUAAAGCCUCAGGUUUACUGCCCUUGAUUACUCACUCCCAUCCCAUCCCGUGGCAGAAACAAGCAAAGACAGUUUACCAGCACUCCAAGGCAUAUGUCUUCUUAAUGGAGAUUAUUCUAUUUUCUCAAUGAUGACCCUAAUCGAGUUGAUCGUGUGCCAGUGCUUUUUUUAUUAUAGGAGAUGGCAAGAAGCUCUUGACAAACGCUCGUUGUCUCCAACAUGAUACGCCUGUUUACUUUUCUUCUUCUUUUUUUCAACUUUCUUGAUCAAGUUAAAGUUGAUUGAAAUUAUAUGGCUAAGCUUUGACCAAGUUAUUGGAGACGAAAAGCUCUCCAGUCUCCGCAACAUAUGGGAAAUAUUUCAGCUUCAUUACUCAUUCCUAAGAAAUCAAAACAAAACAAACACUCCGACACCAAAUCAAAACCCGACAAUUCCACAUUUCAUGUGCUCUGCCCCUAGCAAAAGGUCUCUCAGAAACAGAGAGAGAGAGAGACUCAUUCACAGAAAGAAAAUCAUGGGCGUCUCUCUGUUCGUUGGCCUUACCCUUCUCUCACUCUGUCUGCCCACUUCAACAUCCGAGCUUCUACAGUUUCAGCUCUCCACCAUAUCAGCUGCACCUUCGUUUUUGCCCGAAGCGCCUUCUAGUUUCUCAGCUUCACCUCCGGAGGCUAUGUCUCCGGAUAUCUCUCCUCUGUUCCCUACUCCGGGUUCGAGCGAAAUGUCUCCUUCUCCGUCAGAAUCUUCUGCCAUGCCGACAAUCCCCUCAAGCCUUAGCCCACCAAACCCAGAUGCUGUGGCUCGUGAUCCUCUGCUUGACACUUCUCCAGUGGGGUCUCCUCUGCCUGCAUCUUCCUCUGUUUCUUUGGUCUCUUCACCACUCUCUCUACUUCUUGUGUUCCCCAUGUUGCUGCUGCUACCUUUCUCCAGAUUCUCUAGUUAAUCACUUAGAAACUGAGAGUAAGGCCCUCUUGACAUCAACCUCUGCCAGAAAAAAAAAACAAAAACAAUGUAUUUUUCUUGUAAUUUUGAUAUUAUUAUACCUUUUCUAUUAAUUGUUCGUAUGAAAAUUGUAAUU